Messenger RNA from Daldinia vernicosa, 1345 nucleotides. RefSeq names its product acyl-CoA N-acyltransferase. Gene Ontology annotation, molecular function: protein-N-terminal-glutamate acetyltransferase activity; protein N-terminal-serine acetyltransferase activity. The coding region runs from base 297 to 1016 and encodes 239 amino acids. Gene Ontology annotation, biological process: N-terminal peptidyl-glutamic acid acetylation. The transcript has 2 exons. Lineage: Eukaryota; Fungi; Ascomycota; Sordariomycetes; Xylariales; Hypoxylaceae. The record is from RefSeq and is a predicted model, not a curated record. Gene Ontology annotation, cellular component: NatA complex.
CUAUCGAUAAUAAUAAAGCUUUGGUUGUGCGACUAAGAUAAUUAAUUCAUUGAUUAACCCUGGGCCCUGGCUCAGGUACGAAAGUUAGGUAGUCAUAAGCUAGUUACUAAGUAUAGCUUACUUUACCUUUACCUUUAUCUUUAUCUUCAUCUUCACCUUACACACUAACUACACUAGACGACAAGCCCGUCGAGUUACCAGAGCAUCUUCUGUAUAACAAGAGCAAAGGGCGCAACACAACAACCAAUUACUCCAACAAGAAGUAAACGGGCGGACAACAAACAGACAGACAGACCAUGGAUAUCAGGCGCCUCGAGGCGCGGGACAUCCCGCUAAUCCAACAUGCGAACUUGGAAAACCUACCCGAGAAUUACUUCAUGAAAUACUACCUAUACCACGCCCUAUCGUGGCCUCAGCUCAGCUACGUCGCCGUCGACGUGUCGCGGCCCAAGAAGACCCCUUACGACUACCCCAAGAUCGUAGGCUACGUCCUCGCUAAGAUGGAAGAGGAGCCCUCCGACGGCGUCCAGCACGGCCACAUCACCUCGCUGUCCGUCAUGCGCACCCACCGCCGCCUGGGCAUCGCCGAGAAGCUCAUGAGACAGAGCCAACUAGCCAUGGUCGAAACCUUCGGCGCGCAAUACGUAAGCCUGCACGUGCGCGUCUCCAACAAGGCCGCCAUCCACCUCUACACCAAGACCCUCGGCUUCGACCAGGAGAAGACCGAGCCCAAGUACUACGCCGACGGCGAAGACGCCCACUGCAUGCGUCUCGACCUGUCCUCCAUCCGCGAGCAGAUCCGCGACGCCCAGCUCGACGACGACGACGACGACGACGACAACGAUAACGCCAACGAAGCCCUCGACGAGGGCGACCCCGUCGGCGACGCCGGCAAGGCCGACGACAACAAGAAGGCCCUGCCCGCUCGGCCCAAGGAGACGAAGCGCAAGGUUAAAGUUGGGCGCGCGCUGGGCGUCCAGGCGUUGGUGGAGAAGGAUGAGAGUAAACAUUCUUAGAUAGAUAGAGAGGUUGUAUGUGUGUGUCAAGAUGAAGCGCAAGCUUAAGUACCUAGGCUAGGUACGUCGCGGAAAAUAGAAGGACUACUCGGUUCUUCAAGGGAGUCGCAGAGGCUCUUUUGGGGACUGGUUUUCUUACGGCACGGCAUGGCAUGGCUUCAGUUGAAUAGCAUUUGCUCCUGGUUCGGAAAAAAAGGGGCCAGUUAUAGGUUCCCUUUAAGAAUCAUGUCAUGUGUAGGCACAUAUCCCAGAGACACUUCAUGUUUUUUUGCGUAUAAGGCACGGGUGUUGAAGCGGAAAAAAAGACAGCGUUCUAUGGGAUUUAUAUC